This is a messenger RNA of Naegleria fowleri, 564 nucleotides long. RefSeq lists its product as uncharacterized. The coding region runs from base 1 to 564 and encodes 187 amino acids. The transcript has a single exon. Gene Ontology annotation, biological process: adenine salvage. Gene Ontology annotation, cellular component: cytoplasm. NCBI's taxonomy places the organism in Eukaryota, Heterolobosea, Eutetramitea, Acrasida, Naegleriidae. Gene Ontology annotation, molecular function: adenine phosphoribosyltransferase activity. The record is from RefSeq and is a predicted model, not a curated record.
AUGAGUUCAAACAAAGACCCUCGAAAAGAGAAAAUCAAAUCUCUCAUCCGAACCAUCCCAGACUAUCCAGCAAAAGGUAUUCAAUUUAGAGACAUUAGUACCUUGAUGGCCGACAAGGAAGGUUUAGCUCUUGUUGCUGAUUUAUUUUAUGAGCAAUACAAGGAUGCUAAAAUUGAUUUGGUCGUUGGUAUUGAAGCUCGUGGGUUUAUUCUCGGAGCUUUGUUGGCGUAUCGUAUCGGUGCUGGAUUUGUGAUGGUGAGAAAAGAAGGAAAGAUGCCUGUAGGAAAUGGAGUAGAGACCAUCAAGGAGUCCUAUCAAAUGGAAUAUAGAUCGGCCACAACCAUUGAGAUGCAUACCGACUCUGUGAAGCCAGGUCAACGUGUGAUUAUUAUUGAUGACUUGUUGGCAACUGGUGGUACUUUGUUGGCAGCUGCCAAGCUUGUGGAAAGACUUGGUGGAACUAUUGUUGAGUUGUCGUGCAUUGUGGAAUUGCCAGACCUUGGAGGCCGAUCCAAACUUGCGGGUUAUCCACUCUAUCACAUGGUUGAAUUUGAAGGAGAUUAA